This is a messenger RNA of Galendromus occidentalis (western predatory mite), 1365 nucleotides long. RefSeq names its product G-protein coupled receptor (gene CNMaR). Bases 1 to 1365 code for a protein of 454 amino acids. The transcript has 7 exons. The record is from RefSeq and is a predicted model, not a curated record. NCBI's taxonomy places the organism in Eukaryota, Metazoa, Arthropoda, Arachnida, Mesostigmata, Phytoseiidae. Gene Ontology annotation, cellular component: plasma membrane. Gene Ontology annotation, biological process: G protein-coupled receptor signaling pathway. Gene Ontology annotation, molecular function: G protein-coupled receptor activity.
AUGGGAUCAGCACUGCUUAAGGACCAGCACUCAUAUGGCACAAUAAAUAUAGAAGCUUUCAGUUUACAUCAAGGUCUAGCAUUCUCUCAGAUUCCGAUGCUGUUCAUCUGCCAGUGUGCAGAUCACAAUUCAUAUCACAGAACGGACGACUCCUCGGAGCUCCAGAGUCUCUACAAGCAGCCCUGGGCCAUCCACACGCUAGCCAUCCUGAAUACCUACUAUAUGGCAGUAGCAAUCUAUGGCGGUCUUGUCGGCAAUGUUCUCUCUUUUCUCACAUUCAGGAACUCCUGCCUCAGGUCGAAAACGAGCUCUUACUACAUGAGUGCUCUAGCUGCGUCAGAUUUCGGUUUCCUGUUCUUCAUAUCGUUCGAAUGGCUGACCGCAAUGGGCGUGAAUUUGACCGCCAUCCCCGGAAUGUGUCAAAUAACGGUGUUCUUAACUGAGGGCUUCGCGACUCUAUCAGUAUGGCUAACAGUGAGCUUCACUGCUGAAAGGUAUCUCGCCGUAUGCUACCCACUAUGGGGACACAUCCACAUGAGCACUAGGAGACGGGCGAGAUCAAUUGUCAGCACACUGAUGGUGCUCAGCUUCAUUCUCAAUAGUCAUUUUAUGUUCGACGUGACUGCGAGGCCGAUUUCCCGGGCCCAGCUUUACAUCUGUACUUCGGACGAUUCAUUGAAAAAAUUUCUAUACUUCAUAAACAUAACGGACACUGUGCUCACCUUCUGCUUGCCUGCCCUGCUGAUUUCAUUCAUGAAUCUGAUGAUCGCGAGGGCGAUCUUUGUCUCCCACACCAUGUGGAAGCAGCAGGGCGCGGUCCUGAAGACGAGGGAAUCUACAGACUCCUUGACAGGAGCGUCGAGAGAGGGUAAUCUUUCGAAAGGUCUUUCUUUCCGAGAUAAAGACAUACAAUGCUUGCAUGGUCCGUCCCCGAAUGAUGCGAGGCAGCAGCUGGAGAACCCGAUUCAAUUGUCGGUCACCCGGACCCUCUUGUUGGUGUCGACAGUGUUCUUGAUACUGAAUUCCCCUUUCUAUCUGUCGCGUCUAUAUUUGCAUUUUUAUAACGACAAGGGAUUGGUUCGGCGAUCGGUGUUCGUCAUGCAGCGAUACUUCAUGCUCCUGUACUACACUCAUUUUUCCAUAAAUUUCAUCCUCUACAACCUGUCUUCCGCCAUGUUCCGCUCGAAUCUUCUAGACUAUCUUCGUGCGCGAUGGGCCGAGCUCAAGCGGAAGUUCUCAACCUUGCCUCGCAUCAGCAAUAUAUAUGGUAGCUCAACUGUUCUGAGCGCUGAGCUUGUCCAAGGUGAUCACUCCAUGACUGUCACAGAGAUGGUUCGCCACCUUGUGUCCGAUUUUUGCGGAUAG